Messenger RNA from Acanthopagrus latus (yellowfin seabream), 3479 nucleotides. RefSeq names its product ankyrin repeat and SOCS box containing 14b (gene asb14b). The transcript has 10 exons. Gene Ontology annotation, cellular component: cytoplasm. NCBI's taxonomy places the organism in Eukaryota, Metazoa, Chordata, Actinopteri, Spariformes, Sparidae. The coding region runs from base 1331 to 3082 and encodes 583 amino acids. Gene Ontology annotation, molecular function: protein binding. The record is from RefSeq and is a predicted model, not a curated record. Gene Ontology annotation, biological process: intracellular signal transduction.
GCCUGGGCCGGGAGUCGAAGCCGGGUCCGCUGCAGCGAGGACGAAGCCUCUGCACAUGGGACGCCUGCCCUACCAACUGAGCUAAACGGCGCCCCAAGUUUUGCAAUUUUUGUUGUAAAAAAAAAGUAAAAAAAAUCUUUGGCCUGUAAUGAUAACCCAGGUCAGCGGUAACAAGGAAGGGUGAUGUUACACCAGUGCUGCCAUAAGACUUGAUGAUCUUGCUUGUAAAGUGUUAUUUAUUAGCAUGAACAGUCUCCACACUUCUACAGUUCCACCCUUCUGGCCUGUUGGCACCUUUGCUUCCUCUUUUUCAUGACUCACUUGCCUCACCAGUGUGCAGCUCCUCGUGAGAGACGAUACUGUCUCAGACUUGUGAAUGUCUCACAAGCUCUUGAGUAUACAGCAUUUAGGAAUUCUGCAUUCAGAUGUCUAAAAACAUCAACACCUUUCUUACACUUUCCUUAUAUUGAUACCAGCUUAAGGAGAAUAUAAAAAGUCAUAAACUCAAUGAGUCAGAAAAUGGACGCUUCUGUAUAAUGACCCAUCUUCUGAUUCUUUCCUCAGUACAGCCCCAUGCAUUUUGGCAGAUUCAUCCAUGAUGCUCAGUAACAGUCCUCUUGUCCCCUUGAAAAAAAAUAAAUACAUGUGUCUGUGGAAUACUUGUUAUGUCCUCCGUACAACAACACUUCCCCUUUUCGUGUCAUGUUAUAAUGGAUAGAUGGAUAGAUAGAUGAAGCUGCUGUAACCUGAACCAUUUCACAUUAUUACAUUUAAAUUUGACUGCUGUUUGUCUGCUGUUAACAGAUUUUGCUUUUCUCUAGCACACAAACUAGUGCAGCAAGAAUAUGGGUAAAAAAAAAUGAACUUGAACCAUAUGGUAAUUUAUACAUACUGCACAGUCAAACACAUUUCUAAAAAGGACACAAUAUCAGUAUUUAAAAAACAACAUAAUGAAACUAUGGAAGGUGCAAGAUAAAACCAGCAAACUAAUGAAAAGCUCAAUGAAUCUGAAACUAGUCCACAAAGCUAUCUGUUGUGUAUAAUUGCUGUUUUUUUUUUUGUUUGUUUUUUUCUUUUGUGUUUCAAAUAACGGCUUAUGUGCUGUGUGUGUGAGCUGAAUGGUUGUUGCAGUGCUUAGUGGGUCAACGCUAGGCGCUGGCUGUGAGGACCCCGUGAUCUGAUAUUUAUAGUGGGGGAGAUAUAAAUAGCUGCAGCAUGUGUGGGUACAGAGAGGCACACUGACGGCUGUUGUAAAAACCACCGAAGGCACACAGCCAUUUGACUGAAGAGCAGCCACCUUCUGCGCACAAAACCCCGCCUGGACUGACAGAUGAACACAGAGACAGAGGAUGACUUUUAUCAAUCGGAGGACGACUUGGAUGAAGACGAGGCAACGCAAUAUAUCAUUGAACAAAGUCUGAUUCAAUAUAGAAAGCUCAAAGGAUUGAAUCCAAGCGAUCUGAAACUCUGCGACGACCCUGAUGAGAUUUUCAAAGCAAUCAAGGAGGGUGACGAGGAUGCACUCAACAAGAUGGUCAUGCAUCCAGAGUCUGUGUCCAGAGUUGAUGAACGAGGAUGGAUCCCGUUGCACGAGGCUGCAGCGCACCAGAAUAAGAAAAUACUCGAGAUUAUCUUCUCAGCAUCACCCCCUGGUGCGUCCCAGUGUCGAACCCUAAAGGGCGAGACACCGUUGUUUCUGGCUGUGGUUCAUGGAUUCAGAGAGAACGCCACAUUCCUGUUACAGAACGGCUGCAGCCCGAAUCUCCAGAAUGAUGAGCAGGACUCUCCGUUAGUGGCAGCUAUUCUGAAUGACCAGUACGACUUGGCCACGCUAUUGCUCCGCUAUAACGCCAAAAUAGACCAAACAGGCCCGCUGGACCGAACGGCCCUACACGAGUCUGCCUUUUUAGGCCUGGAGAACUUUGUGUAUCUGCUCCUGGAGUCCGGUGCCAACCCGAAUGCGUGUGACAUCAAGAAGAAAACUCCACUGGCUCUGGCUGCACAAAAUGGACAUCUGAAUGUGGCAGAGGUCCUGUUACAAAAGGGAGCCAGUGUGUGCUGUGAAUCAGAGUCAGGCACAAUCCUGUUUGAAGCAGCAGCAUCAGGAAACCCCGACAUAAUCUCCCUGCUGCUGGAACACGGAGCAGAUCCCAACCGGCCUCUUUACAGUGGGCACCUGCCGAUUCACCGUGUGGCCUACCAUGGGCACAUACUGGCUCUGGAGCGCCUGAUCCCGGUGACAAAACUGGAUGCUGUGAAGGAAAGUGGAAUGAGCCCUCUCCACUCUGCAGCCGCCGGUGGACACGCUCAUUGCGUGGAGAUGCUGCUCAAAGCCGGCUACGAUCCAAACUUCAUGCUGCACCCGAGGGUGCGCCGCAACUACGAUGACGAGCGCAAGUCGGCCCUCUUCUUCGCUGUGUCCAACAACGAUCUCCAGUGCACCCGCUUGCUGUUAGAGGCUGGGGCAAUGGUGAACCAGGACCCAAUCAACUGUUUGCAGGUGGCUCUUAGACAGGGCAACUAUGAGCUGAUCAACACACUGCUGAAGUCCGGGGCAAAUGUAAACUACUACUCCCGCGUCAACAGCACUCACUUCCCAUCAGCGCUGCAGUACGCCUUGAAAGACGAGGUGAUGCUGAGAAUGAUACUCAACCAUGGAUAUGAUGUUAAGCGCUGCUUUGACUGUCCUUAUGGGGACAAUUCCCAUGACUACGCUCCCUGGACGACUUCAGUCAUCAAAGACAUGGUGUUCUGUGAGGUGAUAACAGUGGCCUGGCUGAAGCACUUAUCCGCUCAGGUGGUUCGCAUCAUGCUCGACUACACCGACCACGUCUCCUUCUGCACCAAACUUAAGGAAACCUUGAUGGAGCAGAAACAGUGGCCGGAGAUCUGCCAGAUUCAAAGAAAUGCACGGAGUCUGAAGCACCUGUGUCGGCUGCAGAUAAGGGAUCAUCUCAGUCGUCUGCGCUUGAGGUCCCCGGUUUUUAUCAACUUCCUUCCUCUACCUCCCAGGCUGAAAGAUUACCUACGCUACAAGGAGUUUGAUGUCUACGGCAGAGGCAGCAACGUUAACCCACUGUGAAAACCCAGGCAGUUAUCACAGAUGCCCCUGUCACAGAGGGGCAUCAACUGUCAGUACUAUUACGAUCCAGUAGUGCCCUGAUAUUGUGUGUUUUGAAAAGUAAUGUUUCAUUAUCUUUAUGCCUUGUAAUAUUAUUCAUACAAAACUGUGUCUUCUUUUCAGCUCUUAAUUUGAAUGUUUACAGUGACAUGGUGUUGCCUUGUGUAAAGAUUUGCUGUUUGUUUUUGUUUUGUUUUUUGCAAAUGGGUCCUUACAAAACAUUUUGACAAAACUGCAAAUAAUGUAUUCUUAGUAUUACAACAUCAUUUCACACCCAGACUUGGAUUUUCCAAUGUGAAUACAGAAAUGUGCAGUAAAGCAUAAAAGCUGGUAUCCAAUUAAAACUCAUACAACGUGA